UGGUCUGCCUUCCAGAUUGAAAUUUUAGAGAAAACAACUACUAUCUAUGAAGAAGAUAAGCGCAAUCUGCAACAGGAACUUGAGGCCCAGAAUCAGAAACUUCAGCAACAGUUUUCUGACAAACGCAGACUAGAAGCCAGGUUGCAAGGCAUGGUGACGGAAACAACAAUGAAGUGGGAGAAAGAAUGCGAGCGUCGAGUAGCAGCUAAACAACUGGAGAUGCAAAAUAAGCUCUGGGUGAAAGAUGAAAAACUGAAACAACUGAAGGCUAUUGUUACUGAACCCAAAACUGAAAAGCCAGAGAGACCCUCUCGGGAGCGGGAUCGAGAAAAAGCUGCUCAAAGAUCUGUUUCUCCAUCGCCAGUACCUCUUUCUGGUAACUAUAUUGCUCAGAUUUCCAACGGCCAGCAACUCAUGAGCCAGCCACAUCUACAUAGGCGCUCUAACUCUUGCAGCAGCAUCUCUGUAGCUUCCUGUAUUUCGGAAUGGGAGCAGAAAAUUCCUUCGUACAACACACCUCCCAAUGUCACAUCCAUUGCAAGGCGUAGGCAGCAGGAGCCAGGACAAAGUAAAACUUGUAUCGUGUCAGACAGAAGGCGAGGGAUGUGCUGGACUGAAGGCAGGGAGUUGGUUCCUACAUUCAGAAAUGAGAUAGAAGUAGAAGAGGAUCAAAGCGACAGGAACGCACCACCACUUCGUCUCCGACACAGACGAUCACGCUCUGCAGGAGACAGAUGGGUAGAUCAUAAGCCUGCCUCUAACGUGCAAACUGCAACAGUCAUGCAGCCACAUGUCCCUCAUGCCAUCACAGUGUCUGUUGCAAAUGAAAAGGCACUAGCUAAGUGUGAGAAGUACAUGCUGACCCACCAAGAACUAGCCUCCGAUGGGGAGAUUGAAACUAAACUAAUUAAGGGUGAUGUUUAUAAAACAAGGGGUGGUGGACAAGCUGUUCAGUUUACUGAUAUUGAGACUUUGAAACAAGAAUCACCGACUGGUCGAAAACGAAGAUCUUCCACAGUAGCACCUGCCCAACCAGAUGAUGCAGAGUCUGAAUGGACCGAUGUAGAAACCAGGUGCUCUGUGGCUGUAGAGAUGAGAGCAGGGUCUCAACUGGGACCUGGAUAUCAGCAUCAUGCACAACCCAAGCGCAAGAAGCCAUGAACUAACGUCUCGGUAACGAAAGAACAUUUUCAUUGUGCUGGUGAUUUUUCCAAAACCAUGCCAGGAGAAGUCCAGCUUUGUUGACUCUCACAGACCUCAGAUACAUUAUGCACUGGCCUAGAUCAAAGAUUUCCCAAAGACAUCUAGGAUUCAACAAACUUUUUAUAUUAUACGCCUUGCCAUAUUUAAUAUUAACAGCAAAGAGAAACCCUCUUUUCUCAUUGCCGUAUGGACCUUUUUAAUAAUGAUAUUUUUUGUAUAUUUCUUGUAUACUCAUAAACUAAUUCGUGCAAGUGUUUGUCUUGAGUGAUUAAGGAAGAAGAUAUAUAGAUCACACUUUCUUUUAUAUUGUGACUUUUCCAGCUCUUGCCUGAAUAUUUCUUAAGGUUUUAUAAACAAAACAAAUGCUGCUACUGAUUAGCUGCAAAAAUGCACUUUAGACAUAUUGGACAAUUCAGACUUUCAAAAUAAAGAUAUCAGUGACUGGCUCUGGC
Molecule: messenger RNA, 1655 nt
Organism: Myotis lucifugus (little brown bat)
Lineage: Eukaryota; Metazoa; Chordata; Mammalia; Chiroptera; Vespertilionidae
Product: kinesin-like protein KIF23
Exons: 8
Source: RefSeq, a predicted model, not a curated record